Stegastes partitus (bicolor damselfish) is the source of this 3876-nucleotide messenger RNA. RefSeq names its product transmembrane protein 165 (gene tmem165). The coding region runs from base 158 to 1069 and encodes 303 amino acids. Gene Ontology annotation, cellular component: Golgi apparatus. Lineage: Eukaryota; Metazoa; Chordata; Actinopteri; Pomacentridae. Gene Ontology annotation, biological process: calcium ion transmembrane transport; Golgi calcium ion homeostasis; manganese ion transmembrane transport. The record is from RefSeq and is a predicted model, not a curated record. The transcript has 6 exons. Gene Ontology annotation, molecular function: manganese ion transmembrane transporter activity; calcium ion transmembrane transporter activity.
CUGAGUUGGCCCGGUCGGUCUGAUCGUGACGUGUAUCACCGAGGAGUCCCUCAAAUUGUUCAUGCUGCUAAUAUGAAGUUAGCCAGUUUUGUUGCCGAUGAUAUGAAGUGAGAAUUUGUCGCCAAAGUCGCGUUCGAUCAGAGUCUCGGAAGCAAUAAUGCCUCUCUUGGUCGGCAGAGGAGACGGACGGGCCGAUAGAAAUGUGAUGUGCGUCUUGUUUCCGCUCGUGUUGUUGUUGUCGGUCGGAGUUGCUGCUAUCCAAGAGGAGCCGAAACCUGUCCAAGAGCAGCCCCCACAAGAGAAAGCCCCAAGUCCCCAUCCAAUAGGCCCAGUAGUUUCUGAAGAUGGCAGCAGCAAAGGAAACCUGGGUUUCAUUCAUGCCUUUGUGGCCUCUUUCUCUGUCAUCAUCGUCUCCGAGUUGGGAGACAAGACAUUUUUCAUCGCAGCCAUCAUGGCCAUGCGGUACAACCGCCUCACCGUGCUCGCAGGGGCUAUGCUGGCCUUGGGCGUCAUGACUUGCCUUUCUGUGCUGUUUGGCUACGCCACCACCAUCAUCCCGAGAAUAUACACAUACUAUGUGUCCACUGCACUGUUUGCCAUCUUUGGUGUGCGCAUGCUGAGAGAGGGGCUGAGAAUGAGUCCAGAUGAAGGCCAGGAGGAGCUCGAGGAGGUGCAGGCAGAGAUCAAGAAGAAGGAUGAGGAGCUCCAGCGGUCUAAACUCGCUAAUGGGACGCCAGACGUGGAGGCCGGAUCAGGAACUACCCUGCCUCAGGGAAAGUGGCACAGCUUCAUCUCACCCAUCUUCAUCCAGGCUUUCACCCUCACCUUCCUCGCAGAGUGGGGGGACCGCUCGCAGCUGACCACCAUCAUUCUCGCUGCCCGGGAGGAUCCGUUUGGAGUUGCAGUGGGUGGUACGAUCGGACACUGUUUGUGUACAGGACUGGCUGUUAUAGGAGGGAGAAUGAUCGCCCAGAAAAUAUCUGUCAGAACAGUUACAAUCAUUGGAGGGAUUGUUUUUCUGGCGUUUGCCCUCUCUGCCCUGUUCAUCAAGCCAGACGCUGGAUUUUAAUCGGAAGAAAGACUUUCAGGUUCACUCUGUAAAUACGUGUAUAAACUGACUGUAGAGAGACUGUAGUUUUGACUCAGUAUGUGUCCAACAGAAAAGUGUGUCAGGCUAAACAGAGAGCCAAAGUCCUGCCCGACUUUCCUAGGAAGCCUCUGUUCCACUACUGUCUGUGAACCAGUGGGAUUCCUCAUAGAGGUUCAGGUUCACAUUAAAUAACAUUUCCCUCGAGUCUUAACUUGUAGUACAGACCAAAGCCUUGUGGGAGGUGUCGACUGUUAACAAAAAGCGUUUCAUUCUUUAUCAAGUGCAGAAGUUCGACCUUUAGCUUAGAACAGAAAACCUUCCAAAGUUGAAGGAAACCUCUCAAUGCAUUACAGAGUUGUGGAACAGGUGCCGGCCAGGAGAGGAGGCAGGACUCUCUCCAUCAGAGCUGCUUUCUCUUCACAAGGAGCGUGAGAGAAACGAGACUGAAUUGUUACUGGUUGCAGUCCUCUCACACUCCACAAGGUUCCAUGGUUCAGAAACUGGACCUGACAUGCAGUACUUUUCCUUUCACUCUACAGCUAGGCACCAAGUUCAUUUCUAAAUCUCUUUUUUUUGGCCUUUUUUGUUUUGUUUUUAAAUGUUUAAUGUUUAAAUUUUUUGUGUCUUUAACGUGAGCCCCGAUGCUGUCAGGUGACUGUUGACACGGAGCUGUUGAUAGACGGAGCUGUCAGAACCCUCCAGCAGUCGAGGCUGGUGUCGUUUCCACCUUCCUCUGAGUGCCGCUGUUUGUGCGUUAAAACCUCAUAAGAAGUGGGUCGACUUUACUUAGGAGGGAAAAUACUGAAAGCAGAACCAGCAGCACAUAAUAUAGAACCUUUUUUUUGUGUGAUUGUUUGAUUUUAAGUUGAGAUUUUAUUUCAGGCACAAGACGGCAUGAAAAUAUUUCCUUUAGUUUCACAUGGGAGCAGUCUUUCAGAGAGACCUGGGGCUGGCUUCACAAAGAAAGACUUUGACUGAGGUUUAGAUCUGACCAAUAACUAAUAGUUACACUUGAGAGCUACAUGCUUUCUGCAAACUACAAAACAUGGCUGACUGAACAACCACAUCACACUACCUACCCGCCUUUGCUCUGACAGCUUUCGCUUCUUAAAGAACAGUUACAAAAAAGGAAAAUUCAGCUAAGAAUGCAACAGUACACACAAAAUACAUAAAUUCAAUUAAAUAAUUUGCAGAAAAAUUCCAACCAGCUUUUAGCAGGUUAUUGUGAUUUUUUUAAAACAACUCUUCUCUUUCUGGUUGCUGGCUAUGCAAUGUUAUCAGCAAACUGCAUAUUAUGCACGUUUUCCUCCUUUUUUUUUAAAUCCUGGGAGUAGGGUAGCUACGAUUUUUUAGGCUGAAUAAUCAGUAUUUAUUUUUGUAAAAUGAUCUAACUUGCCUUAAGCCGGGCUCACACUACGUGAGUGUUGGAUUGAUUCACUCUCGUUUCACCCCUCUCCCAACAGGAGAAGAAAUCUGGGGUCUUGGUUUGAAACACACAAGUUAUUUGGUUAUGUGGAGUUCUUAAUCGCUCAACUUCUCAAACUACCCACACACUCGUCGGGCCUGCUGAGAUAACAUCAAAUCUGAAUGGGUAGAAUUAUCUAACUCGCGCCCGGAGCAGCAGUUGUCAAACAACACAAACCGUUCUAGCCCUCGAGGCUAACGUUAGCUACAGAUAACACUGAAAUCUCACUUCCAGUUCUCGAUGAAGAAUCAACAAAUUGUUGACCGCAUCCCCCCGAGUCAUGAAACUUGUUUAGCCUUCUGCUUGUGUUUUUUUUUUUCACUGCAAAGUAUUAUUAGCAUUACAGGAAGUUGUUGCAAUGCAAACUCCAUUUUAUUUACAUCUGCUUCCCCAUGAGGUGGUGCGCUGCUCCCUGACUGCUCCCUGUGGCACAGUAUUUGUAAAAUAUCCUGUUGUGUGGUGCUCCAUUAUUUUCUAGUCUUCUAGUGUGUGCAUGGCAAAAAAUUAGAGAAAAGAAUGUGAAGUUUUUCUUUAUGUGCAGGAUGCAACUCAAUCUUAAAAUCUGUGUUAAAUGAUGUUAGAACACCUGCAGCGUGAGCCUGGCUUUAAACUCAUUUUAGUCUGACAAUGUACAUCAGUCGAAACUUUCUUUCUGAAACCAGCUCCUGAACCACUAGAGUACUUCUGUGUCACUAUACCUUGAUAUCCCUGCAUCAGGAGAGCUGCUCUACAGCUUACUCAUAGCUUACGUGGGCCUCUACCAGUGAUAAUGUUUGUUGAUCGUCGACGUCGUACGUCCUCACGCCGGUUUCAGGUGCCGAAAGCGGGGAGAGCAAAAAAAAAAUAAAAAAUGCACGGAUCAGGUCGAAGAAAGGCCAGUAAUCAUCUUCGCAGGUUGACUCUUCUUCUGUGAUUUCCAGCGUAAACCUCACUGCCUCACACGUUGCUGCCCCGAAUCACACAUACUGACAGAAUUUAAAAGCAUGACAGGUACAGAAUAAAUCUCCAAGUACACAGUAGAAGCCACUCCUUUAAGCUGUGAUGCACCUGCAGAGACAACACAGCGGCGUAAUUCAGAAACCUGCAUUACACCUUUUAUUUAAGCGGUAUCUAUUUAUUUAGCUUCAUUUUCUUUCCUUUUAGGCGUACGUACUGUGGGAGAUGUCACUGUAAAGAAGGAAUGGAACUAUUUUUUUAAAAGGCGAAAAGCUGCGUUGUCAAUAUUUGACAGGCUGUGCCCGGCUGUGAAAUAUUUCUGUUUGUCAUACAGAUUGGUUGAAAUGCCUAUAAAUCUAAAAUGCUCAAUAAAAAAAAAAACUGU